AUGUUUAGUUUGGCGCUUUGUUAAACACGAGACGCUACGGUCGCUAUGGUUAAGACACAUGCUCCGACUUCAGUUAUCGAUUCACCAGCUGAAGAGGAUCAUGUAGAUACGAAUGCUGGUGAAGAGACUUCAGAUAUCUGUAGUAUAUGUCUACUUAUGUUUUUAUAUAUUCUACAGGGCAUUCCUCUCGGACUAGCAGCUGCAGUUCCAUAUCUGCUUCAGUCAGAUCAAAAAACAGUUAGUUAUCAGUCACAAGCAACAUUUUCACUUGUAACAUGGCCGUUUUCGCUUAAAUUGGCAUGGGCUCCAAUAGUGGACUCUUUAUACAGUUCACGUAUCGGCAGGCGGAAAACUUGGCUUAUUCCUGUGCAGUACGCCAUCGGGAUUGAUCUGCUCAUUCUUGCACGAUACGUUGACCAUUGGCUAGGACGUACACCGAGUAAUCCGUGGGGUCCUUUAGGCGUGAUGCAUCCUGUGGAUAUUUCAAGCUUGACUAUGGCUUUCUUUGGGCUCACAUUUCUUGCGGCCACUCAAGACAUAGCUGUUGAUGGGUGGGCACUUACGAUGUUAUCGAAAAAGAAUUUAGGUUGGGCUUCUACUUGUAACACAGUUGGUCAAACAUUCGGUUAUGUGACAGCCUUCAUUUUAUUUAUGUCUUUAGAAUCACCGUAUAUUUCCAACACGUAUAUACGAUUCACCCCUGUUCAAGGCGAAGGGAUAAUUACCUUUUCAGGUUUUCUUUAUUUUUGGGGCAUUGUAUUUCUUUUAACAACUACGCUUGUUGGAAUUUUUAAAAGAGAAAGAACUCAUAACCUAACUUAUAAAUCAUCCAAGCAUUUUGAUCAUCGCGAUCAUCAUCCCAAUGAUGAUAGUGGUAAAGAUCGACCAUUCACUUCAAAUCAUUCAGAGGAAACGCCUACUCGGUCUUCACGUUCUCGGAAUCGUAUUUCAGAUGGACAGAAUACCAGUGGUGAACAAGCUAACCAUGAAUUCAAUCGACUCAAAGAUUCAAAUACAACUCGAUACCCAUCAGAUGGUCGGAGUUAUAUAAUUGAAGUUUCUCCAAAUGAACAACUACAUCCAGUUGAGUCGAAUGAAGAAUUAUCAUUGGUUGAUACUUAUCGUGUUAUGUUAGGCAUUUGUCGACUGAAACCUAUCCUACAAUAUAUAUUGUUUCUUUUUACUGUCAAGGUAUGUUUUGCCGCAGCGGAUACCAUUUCUGGAUUAAAACUAAUUGAGCAAGGUUUACCAAAAGAACGACUGGCAUUUAUUGGAAGUCUUCUGUUACCACUUCAAGCAGUUUUGCCGCUUUUUAUCACUCGGAUAACAAAUGGCCCAAGAGUGUUAAAAUAUUACAUUUGGGCUAUAUUACCCCGUUUAUUUUUAGCAUCAUUAUCAGUUCCAUUGGUUUAUUUUGCACCAUAUUUUAAGAUUUCGGAAGAAAUCUCUCCUAUCAUGCAGAAUAAUCAUAUGAGUGCUGACAACAAUACAUUGAAAUCAACAUUUGUUCAAGGAGUUGUAACAUACACCUCAUUUUCAUGGUCAUUUUAUGUACUCAUAGCAAGCCAAUUGAUUGUAUACUCAAUAUUCACCAAUAUUAUGUUCAUUACUCAAAUGUCUUUUCAUGCACGAAUCAGUGAUCCAGCUGUGGGUGGAACAUACAUGACUUUAUUAAAUACAGCUGCUAAUUUAGAUUUCACCUCAACAAAAGCUCUGUCAAGCAGCUGGUUGGUAGUCCUACGUCUAAAUUAUGUGCAUCAAUAUAGUCAUAUACAUAACAGACAGUUUCGGUGAGUGGCACACUUGUGCAUAUACCAGUUCACCUGUUCUUGUGGAGCAAGGUACAUCGAUCGUAGCCAGAGAUUGCUUUAUACACGUAUACGACAACAUGUUCCUGCUUGGUUUUAUCAAGGUGAAAGAAAGUCUGUUAGAAGUUCGAUUCUAGAACAUUUGAUUGAUUUCCAUCACUCAACAAACCUAGGCAAUGACUUUAAAAUUAUUUAUCAAAUCCGCCAAAACCUUUCACGUUUUCUUCGUUUUCAACUCAUUAAAACAGCGAAGGCGUUAGCUAUUCAUGAACUAAAACCUGAUCUGUGUGUACAAAAGAACUACAAGUCUACCGAACACAAUAUUCUUAUCGCUUGUUGAACCACUUACUGUGCGAUUAUGUUCUGGAGCUGAUAUUUUAAAGGCUGGUUUAUUGUUUUUACAUACCAAGUCUGGUAACGUAAUGAAUUUAACUGAAAGUAUACAGUAUCCAAAAGAAAUUCUGUACAUAAAUGGACAGUCAUGGUUGACGAAUAACGCUACGUGUCGAGAUUCUGAAACUGUAAAGGCCUGUCAAGAUAUUGAUGGAACAUGUUCAACUCUUUUAGAUGGUUUCUAUGUAGAAGUUGGAUUAUGUCUAGUAUUUGGAUUGUUUACUUUCCCUACAAUAGUACGUCCUUUGGCGAAUUGUUUAGAUACUUUACCAAAUGAAGCCUAUACCUUUUAUCUUUCGUCUAGGUCAACGGUUGUAUCAUCACAAGAAAAACAACGGCAUAAAAUUAAAAUGAAAAAUUGAAUAAGGUUAGGAAGGAUUAACAAUUGAAUUCCACUUUAUUUAAUUACCUCCAAUCUAUUAUAUGUAUACCGUUGUAUGUUAUAUAGACAUGUUCCCUUGAGCAUUUUGUGCUUUUGUGUGUGUGUGUGUUGAUUAGCUUCUUCUGAUCUCAUUCUUGUGUGUGUUUUUUUUGCCCAUUCUCUUCAGUUUUCUGUUGGUCUCUUUGUUUUUAUAUUUUCAACUUGUACACAAGUGUGUAUUCCACAUUCUCUAAACUCAUCUAUGAUCUUAUUAUUUUACCAUUUGUGAUAUAUUUACCCCUGUGUAUAUUAUACAGUGAAAAAUCGAUAAUUGUUGUUUCUGUUAUACUUAAUGAUCAUCUAUUUAUUUUUUGUAUAAUGGAGAAUCUGUGUUACUCUUUUGGAUAUUUGUUUAGAAAUGGGAGGGUCGUUUAUUUUUAUUUAUUUGUUUAUUUGUUUUAUCUCUCUGUUUGUUUGUGUACAUGCAAUUGCAUGCAUAAUAAUUACUUCUUAUUACUGUUCGAUAUUUUGUACAUUCACUUUAUACUCUUAUUUCAUAAAUGAUGAUUAUUUUGUUAAUGGAAUGAGACAGUAGAAGAGGUACAAAAUGUGACUGAUAUUUAUUGCUGUUUACUAAUUUCAUCACUUUAUUGCUUACCUGUUGAUAACCGUAAAUGCUAUCAGUUUGACUUUCUGAGAUAGAUAUGGUUCCAAGUUGUUAUUCA
Heterobilharzia americana is the source of this 3287-nucleotide messenger RNA. The record is from the annotation of a GenBank genome assembly. NCBI's taxonomy places the organism in Eukaryota, Metazoa, Platyhelminthes, Trematoda, Strigeidida, Schistosomatidae.